Panicum hallii is the source of this 4189-nucleotide messenger RNA. RefSeq names its product heterogeneous nuclear ribonucleoprotein 1-like. Lineage: Eukaryota; Viridiplantae; Streptophyta; Magnoliopsida; Poales; Poaceae. Gene Ontology annotation, molecular function: RNA binding. The transcript has 3 exons. The record is from RefSeq and is a predicted model, not a curated record. Bases 621 to 2057 code for a protein of 478 amino acids.
UCCCUUCGCACGCGCGCACGUAGCCACAGCCCACAGCCCACCCGCUGUCUCCCCUCGCGUCGUCGUCUCCUUCCCCGCGCAGGCGCGCACCACACCCCACCACACACACGCAGGCAGCACCGAGCAGCCCAUCGCGUCGCCUCCAGCGCGGCAGGCCGACCUGCCUCUCCAUUAUUUAUGCAUUUCCGCGUCCCUCACCCUCCGCUUUCCCAAUCCAGCCGAGCACCGCAAUCGCAGGGCACCGGGGGCGAUUAAAAAAGGCAGCCCUCCCCCGCAAAGGUAAAAACAAACAACCACCACCGCAUCGCGGCAGGCAAGGCAUCGCUCGCCAGCCACCGAGCGGAGGGGGGGGAGGGAACGCCAGGGGGGAAGCAAAAGCUUCGAUAAAAAGGAGAGGAGGAGACGAGGCGUGCCGUCCGAACCCAAGCAACUUCCCCCCACCACCUCCCCUCCCCUCCCCUCCCCUCCCCUCCCAUGCCCGCAUCGAGAUCUUAAGCGGGACAGCGAGAGGAGAGGCGACGCGGACGCGGGCGACCCCCGAUCCGUCCUCGCCGCCCGUCGCCGCCGCCGCCGCCGACCGACCGACCGGGGGAGGAGGAGGGGAGGGGAGGACGGACGCCAUGGAGGCCGACUCCGGGAAGCUCUUCGUCGGCGGCAUCUCCUGGGAGACGGACGAGGACCGCCUCCGCGAGUACUUCGGCCGCUUCGGGGAGGUCACCGAGGCCGUCAUCAUGCGGGACCGCAACACCGGCCGCGCCCGCGGCUUCGGCUUCGUUGUCUUCGCCGACUCAGCGGUCGCCGAGCGCGUAACUUUGGACAAGCACAUGAUCGACGGCCGCAUGGUGGAAGCCAAGAAGGCUGUUCCCAGGGACGACCAAAGUAUCGCAAGUAAGAACAAUGGCAGCAGCAUAGGGUCACCUGGACCAGGACGUACUAGAAAGAUCUUUGUUGGAGGCCUGGCUUCAAAUGUUACCGAGGUUGAAUUCAGAAGGUACUUUGAGCAAUUCGGUGUGAUAACCGAUGUGGUUGUGAUGUAUGACCACAACACGCAGAGGCCUAGGGGAUUUGGUUUCAUCACCUAUGACUCAGAAGAUGCAGUGGAUAAGGCUCUGCACAAGAACUUCCAUGAGCUGAAUGGUAAAAUGGUUGAGGUCAAGAGGGCUGUCCCAAAGGAGCAGUCUCCUGGACCAAUUGCACGUUCACCUGCAGGAGGGCAGAACUAUGCUAUGAGCAGAGUUCAUAACAUCCUGAAUGGCUUCAACCAGGGUUACAACCCGAACCCUAUUGGUGGUUAUGGCAUGAGGGUCGAUGGAAGGUACGGUCUCCUUACAGGUGCACGGAAUGGGUUCUCUUCGUUUGGUCCAGGUUUUGGAAUGGGCAUGAACAUUGAAGGUGGAAUGAGUGGAAAUUUUGGCGCAGGCUCUGGUUUCAUCAAUAGCUCCAAUGGGAGGCAAAUAGGUUCUUACUACAAUGGUAGUUCAAACAGAUUAGGUAGUCCUAUUGGGUAUGUUGGCCUUAAUGACGAUUCAGGAUCAAUACUGAGUUCAAUGUCAAGAAAUGUCUGGAGUAAUGGAAAUCUGAACUACACAGGCAACCCUACAAACAUGAAUGCUUUUGCUCCACCUGGAAGUGGCGGAGGUAUUCCUGGUGAUGGUAUUGGUUGGGGAGGUCUUACUUCUGCUCAUGGGAUGGGCAACAUUUCAAACCUUGGGUCGGGAAACCUUGGCCGUGGAACUGGAGAUAACUUCGGCUUGCCUUCCGGCAACUAUGUGAGAAGCAAUUCAACUGGUACCAUUGGCGAGCCAUUUUCUGCAUCAGCCAAUGCAUAUGAAUCGAACAAUCCAGGUGCAUAUGGCAGCAGCUCUAUUUAUGGUGACACAACCUGGAGGUUCACCUCAUCUGAGGUAGACAUGCCUCCUUUUGGUCAUGAUCUUGGAAAUGUCGAUCCGGAUAUCAAAUCGGAAAUAUCAGCAGGUUAUAUGGGCAACUAUACUGUUAAUAAUCAGACAAGCAGAGGUCAGUUGCUAUUUCAACAUUGUUCUAUGAUCUACACAUAGUUUUCCUUUUCUUUUAAAAAGGAAACGUGCUUCCUAAAUAAGUUUGAUGUUCGAAGGGGCUGAAAAACAUGUACAAAGUGCCUCUUUUCGUCAGUUUAGGGAAAAAAUGUAGCUAUUGAAUCUGGAAACGAAAGUUUAAUGGCCUUUCCAUAAGCAGGACACAUAGCGGCACAUGUAAUGGGCCUUUCUUGUGUGACUCUUUAAAUUUCACACGCUACUCAACUACUUCUAUGCACAGUACUUAUUUUGUGAACUCUAUUAGUUUGCGUUAAUCAAAGCUUGUUUCUGUCACCCGUUAUUCCAAAUGCUCUGCUCGACUAACACUCUUUAUUCUACAAUCAUUACCAAAUAUAAGCAAUAAAUCAUGUAACUUUGGCUUGUAUCCUAUUUUCUAUGGCAAGUUGGGACUUGGGACCUAACAAAUAAUUGCUGAUACAUAUAUAAUAUUUUGUUGUUUGAUGUGACGAUGAAAGGCUCGCAACUCAUAUUCAGAGCCAGGAUGGCAGGACACCUUUUUUUUUUCAUGUAGCAUAGUGAGGUUAAGUUACUCUGCUGUCUGUACAUUCAUAUGUGAUUAGUUCAUUUUACUCGGAUACAUGCAGUUGUUUUGAUAUACAACAGCAACAGCAAUGAAAUGUUUUAUGCCUGAUCAAGUUGGCGUAGGCUAGAGAUGAAACCCAACAUGAGCCAAGGGGGAAGAGAAACUUACGUCAAAGAAAAAUACAUCAAUAAUAGUAAUUUUAUUAGGGGAUCUAAAGCCUUGUUUAUGGUUGAGGCACGUGGGUUAAAUCUUGCAGUUAAUUUUGGUAUGAUAAAGUACAAAAUUGAUGCAUGAUGUUUUCGACAAUUUGUUUUGUUCGUAAUUGAUGAUGUUUGAUGUCCAAUUUGGAUAUAAAAAACCCCUGUAAAAUCCCUUUUCUGCCAACCUCAACAUGAUCGUGCCAAUAAUGUUUGUUUUUUGACAUACAGCUUCGAUGUGGCCGAUCCUUAUUGAGUCAGCAUUGUUGGCUACUAAUUUUGACAAGUGACAUAAGUAUCCAAGCUGAAUAUAUAUAUGUAUAUAUAUAUUGACAACUGUAUCUUCUUAUCAAAAAUAAGAAAGAGCCAACUAAACACACACCAUUAGGCAAUAAGACACAGUGCCAACUCUUAUGCUUCCUUUUUCUAUAUUUUCUUGACUUUUGUACUUUUUUUCUCCUUUUCAUUUUUGACAUCAUCACAUAGCAAGGAAACAUGCUAGGCGUAUUUGAUGGAUGUUUUAAAUAUUUAUAAAUUCUUAGUAACAUUCAGUGGUUAUGGGUUGAUCAUAGUUAAAUGUUCAGUAAACUAAAUGCUUCAUGUUUUCCCCUUUUGUGAAAUUUUGUACUAUAAGUCCAUGAAACCAAGGUUCGUACAAUUUUGGUCAGAUUUUCUAGCAUAUUUCCCAUUUACAAUGGAUCAAAAUGCAGAUAUGUAGUGUAAGACUCAUCCAUUUGCACGACACUUGAAGAGUUGCAAAUAUUAAUGGGAAUCAAUGUUUAGACAAGUUGCUGUUCCUAAAAGUUGCGUUGAAGCUACAACACUGUUUUAGAUCAUUUAUAAAUAAAAACUAUCCUGAAUUUUGGAUAGCAUCUCCGUUCUCGCAAUAGGUUGAUCAUAUUUAUAGUUUAUACAAUUACAUACAAGAACAAUGGUGCAGUUAGCUUAGUUGGUGUGUGCCUAAAAAUUACCGGUGAUUCAAGAUUGGAUUAUACACAAAAGCCAUCCGUCGUAUUCUAAUUUCUUCAUAACUGUGAUAUUGAUUUGGGCAGCCAUGCUCACUUGGGGGCUUCAUAUAGAGAUCAUUUGGUCAGUGUAAAUCUCAAUGUGGUGUUGGCAGGAGUUUCUUGUCUUGAAUACAUAAGCCAUCUUCUAUUCUGAACAUUAGCUUGCUUCCACGUCAGUGAUGUAAUACAGUUGUUGUAUUAACUACAAAAUUGGAAUGAAUUUGUUAUUUUUAAAUAAAUUGGAAUUGGGUGCACUGCACAAGUAUUAUGUUGGCAAUAUGAUAUUUAUGAUUUAUCAACCAAUCCGUGCCUGGGAUAUAUACUACUCUUUAUUAUUGAAACCUAUAUUGAGGACAGCUCUAGAACUUUAAAUCUGACUAAAGUUUG